Molecule: messenger RNA, 1535 nt
Organism: Trichoderma asperellum CBS 433.97
Lineage: Eukaryota; Fungi; Ascomycota; Sordariomycetes; Hypocreales; Hypocreaceae
Molecular function (GO): 4-hydroxy-tetrahydrodipicolinate synthase activity
Source: RefSeq, a predicted model, not a curated record
CCGACAUAGAGGAGGGAGCGUAUCUCGGCCUUGAUAUGCGCUUCGCUCAUAAUGCCUGCAAUUGCCCAUUGCUAUGUGGUAAUAAUCAUGAAAGCGGCAGAAAGAUGAGCCAUCCCAUCCACAUAUACGUAGGAAAAAUAUCCGCUGGCGGUUUGGAGAUGGAGGGGUAAUUACCAUUCUAGCAGAACCACUUACACGGCGGGAUGGGUCUCCGCAAUCGGGCGCCAAAUGGUGUUAAUUCCUUGAGCCGACGAGAAGCAUUGCUGGAAUGAGAUGGGUUCUGGAAGCAUUGGAUAGAGCUGAUUACUUGGCCCCUCAUCAAGGCGAUUGUCCCAGGUGUAGACGCAACAGAAGAGGCGGAAAUCAGCGGUAGCAACACCACAUAGCAGCAGCAUCAUCAUCACCAUCACCACCACCGCCAUGGCUGCUUCAAUUCCCUGCCCCCCUCGCGGCAUCUACGUCCCCGCCGUCGCCUUCUUCAACCCGGACGAGACAAUCGACUUUGAUGCGAUCCGCGCGCAUCUCACACGCCUGGCCAAGGGCGGCGUCGACGGCCUCGUCAUCCAAGGCUCCAACGGCGAGGCCAUGCACAUGCUCCACGAAGAGCGCCAGCAGGUGCUCCGACUGGCGCGACAGGUCCUCGACGAGCACGGCAAGCCAGGCGCCGUCAUAGUUGCCGGCUGCGGCGUGCAGAGCACCAGAGAGACGAUCCAGCUGUGCAAGGAGGCCAAGGAGGCGGGCGCAGACUAUGCGCUGGUGCUGUCGCCGAGCUACUGGGUCGGCGCAAUGCAAAAGCCCGUCAUCUUCAACUUCUUCAACGACGUCGCCACCGCCUCGCCCAUCCCCAUCCUGCUCUACAACUUCCCCGCCGUCACGGGCGGCAUCGACCUCGACUCCGACAUGAUCAUCGGCCUCGCCGCCGCCAACCCCAACAUUGUCGGCUGCAAGCUCACCUGCGGCAACAUGGGCAAGCUGCAGCGCAUCGCCCACGACCCGCGCAUCGCCCGGCCCUUUGCGGCCUUUGCCGGCAAGACGGACUUCUUCCUGCACGGCCUGGUGGGCGGCUCGCACGGCGUCAUCGCCGCCACGGCCAACCUGCUGCCCAAGGCCCACGGCCACAUGCUGCGGCUGUACGACGAGGGCCGGCUCAAGGAGGCGCAGGAGCUGCAGACGCGCUUCAGCAGGGCCGACUGGGCGCUGGUGCAGCUGGGCAUCGCGGGCAUCAAGGCGGCGCUGCAGAAGUACUACGGCUAUGGCGGCGGGAGGAGCAGGCGGCCGCUGGGGAGCACCGUGGAUGCGGCCAAGCUGGAUGGCGAGGUGGACGCUGCGGUGGGGGGGUUGAUAGAGCUUGAGAAUUCACUGUGAUGAGAGAGGGGGUAGAAGAAGGAUCAUGAUGGCUAGAUUUGGAUAUAAGAGCGCUGGACUCGGACAUAUAUAUAUGUAUCCAUCGAUGAGAUUGUAUUAGCUAUACAACAGCAAUCAUCUACACUUUGGAUAGCCAUUCAUUGCCCGAAAUAAACAAACAAACAAAUUAA